Juglans microcarpa x Juglans regia is the source of this 585-nucleotide messenger RNA. RefSeq lists its product as uncharacterized. The record is from RefSeq and is a predicted model, not a curated record. The transcript has a single exon. Lineage: Eukaryota; Viridiplantae; Streptophyta; Magnoliopsida; Fagales; Juglandaceae. Gene Ontology annotation, molecular function: RNA-DNA hybrid ribonuclease activity; nucleic acid binding. Bases 1 to 585 code for a protein of 194 amino acids.
AUGGUACAUGAGGGGAUCGAAGAUCCUGCUACCAGAACAAGCAAUGGAACAUGCUUUCUCUUUGUUGAAGUUACAUCAAAAGGGAAACACAAGUCAGAACAGGGUGCAAAGCUACAUGUUGGAUGGGAAAAGCCACCCACAGGUGUGUUGAAGCUCAACGUUGAUGGGGCAAUCUUCAAGGAUCAGCACAGGGCAAGAGUUGGUAUAAUCUUUCGAGAUGCAGCUGGGGAUGUCAUCUUGGCGGCGAGCAAAAAAGAGUAUGUAGUUAAUGAUCUAGCUAAACUUGAACUCCUUGCUAUGUUAAGUGGUUUGCAACUUUGCCUCCCCUUAGGCAUUGAGGAACUUAUCCUUGAGAGUGACUCACUCAUGAUGGCUACACAACUGGAGGAUGAGGAGGAAUCUUGGUUUUUGGGGAAUAUCAUAAUGGAAACAAAGCAACUUAUGGCCAGAUUCCGCUACUGCACCAUCCAACAUGUUGGGCAGGUAGGUAAUGUAGCUGCCCAUAAUCUAGCUACACAUGCUUGGCAUGUAGUUGAUAUUGUAACUUGGUGGGACUCUUGUCCAGGGUGGACAAGUCUUAUGUAA